UUUCAGAAAGAUCGAGAUCUCAGUUUGCGGGUUUCUUCCUGGCAUACUGACUACUUAUCCUGCACUAGAAGACGAGCUACUAGCAGUGGAGUUCGGCCACGUCAGGCACUUCUUUCUGGCCUUUCACACUGGGCUCCCGCUGCGAUGACGAAUCGGGCUCCUGGAUCGGCGUCCGCUUCGGCGAGUACAACGAACUCGCAAGGAGUGCUUAUGGUUGGCCCCAAUUUCAAGGUGGGGAAGAAGAUUGGGUGCGGAAAUUUUGGUGAACUGCGCCUUGGAAAAAAUCUCUACAACAACGAACAUGUAGCUAUCAAACUGGAGCCAAUGAAGAGUAAAGCUCCACAACUUCAUUUGGAAUAUAGAUUUUACAAGCUACUAGGGCAGUCCGAGGGACUUCCUCAAGUUCACUAUUUUGGACCAUGUGGAAAGUAUAACGCAUUGGUCAUGGAAUUACUCGGACACUCUUUAGAGGAUCUGUUCGAUCUCUGCGAUCGCCAUUUUUCGCUCAAAACAGUAGCUAUGGUGGCAAUGCAAUUGAUCCGACGGAUAGAGUACGUACAUACUAAACACCUCAUAUAUCGCGAUGUCAAACCGGAAAACUUCCUAAUAGGACGAUAUUCAACUAGAAAGCAACAUAUUCUUCACAUAAUUGAUUUUGGUCUUGCUAAGGAAUACAUCGACUGUGAUACGGGUAAGCAUAUUCCUUACCGAGAACACAAGUCAUUAACCGGUACGGCGCGGUAUAUGUCAAUCAAUACUCAUCUUGGAAAGGAACAAUCUCGAAGAGACGACUUGGAAGCCCUCGGACAUAUGUUCAUGUACUUUUUGAGAGGCAGCUUGCCAUGGCAAGGCCUGAAGGCCGAUACAUUGAAAGAACGUUAUCAAAAGAUUGGUGAUACAAAAAGGCAAACUGCUGUGGAAGUUCUUUGUGAAGGAUUCCCGGAAGAGUUUGCCCAAUAUCUCCGUUAUGCGCGACGUCUUGAUUUCUUUGAGACGCCCGAUUACGAUUACUGCUAUAAUUUGUUCAAAGCAGUUCUUGAUAGAUUAGGAGCAAGUUAUGACUAUGAGUUUGAUUGGACGCCCAAAUUGAAUAAUGUGUCUACACCUUCUGGAUCAUUACAUACUACAGAAGCUAAGGACAGUAAGAGAGAGCGAGCAGAUGCUCUCAAGCCUAAUCACGCUUCAACUCAUCCAUUUGGGUCGACACAGGUGAUCAACUCGAAUACUGGUGAAGUUGGUGACGAUGUGGCUGCUGGGCGAGGUGGAGAUGUGCAUCGUCAAGAUGACCAAUCAGGCGAGAUGUCGUUCCAUACUCCCGUAAAAGCGCUGAACCCAGUGGAUACAAAAUUGCCUGAUCAUGUUGUCAAGGGGGCAGUAAUAGUUGAUGAACAAAUUGCAAAAUGGAAUUCCAAUGUUGUGCUGGAAGCGAACGGUCCCAUGUCUGCGUUCAUCGUUAUCGACAAGAAGUCUGGUGACGUGAAUGAGGUGAUCAAACAUGUCGUGCAUGAGUUGAAGCUACCUUCUAGCGAGAAAUACGGGCUGAUUUUUGAAGAGCCUAAGGCUUUCUUGACUCCAAAUAAUCUGGAUCGUGUCAGUCAUGGAUUCAUGCUCACUGUUACGGCUGCUCCUGAGCAUUAUGUGGGACGACUUGAAGAUGCCAUAUUGAAUAGGAAUGAUUAUGAAAAUAUCGAAUGGGCACUGGCCACUUUGGAAGCUUUCUCUUCGGAUCCUUACUUCGUCAGUUGCUUUUAUUAUCUUUCAAAUCUACAAUUGUUAUAUGAUCUUCUAACUGAUGAGAGGACAGAAAGCAGCGAAACAUGCCUCAAUCUGUGUCUUCGCUCAAUCUGUUCUAUGCUCGAUCUGAAUGUUCGAGGAAUUGGCUGGAACUCUGCGUCCACACUUUUAGUCACCAAGCUGGCUACUUUAGUCACUGGCAGGGCCAAACGAGAAGAUUCAAAAGUAGUUUCGAUAGCUCUUCAAAUGAUCGAGAAUCUUCUCAAUAGCGACAGCCCCACGAUUCGUCUCUUAGUCCUUGAGGAAGUUCCCGCGCAGACUUUGAUUCGACAUCUGGAAAAGUCAGACGAGAAAGUCGCAUUGGCAGCAUUGUCACUUAUGAACGCACUACAUGAGAAGAGUGAUGCUGCGGCUCGCGAGCAGAUUGUCAAGCACUUUGCAUCCAUGCCAUUCCGCACGGCAGUAAGCGGUAGCGUGCUUCGUGAAGGUCGCACACGAAACUCGGCACUUCUCAAUCAGCUCGUUCCUCUUCAACGUUUGCUGAUUGCCGAAAGCACCAAGUUUCUGGGAGAACCCGCAUCGGAAGACGAUGUGGAUCUACUUCUUGCUCGUGAAGUAGUUCGAUCAUCUGCCAACAAUGAGGAACAACUAGAGGCUUGGAAAGAAGAGCUGCUUCAUUCGAAGCUUGGAAAACUUGCCGUGGAUACGUUUUCUACAUAUGCGGACCAACAUGCUGAAGAUUUGAGGAUUCUCGUUUCUGAGAAUUCGAUGAGAUCCAGUGGAGCGGCAUGGCAGUUGAUUCCUGUAUGGAUGCAUUGUAUCUCCAUCGUGGCAUCAGUUGUUGGAGUGAUCCCGAGUGAAGAGGAAUGCGUAGAAAAGCUGAUUGAGCUACUCUUCCGUUGUGAUUGCUCUUUUGACUCGCUCUUCGCUGUCACAGUUCAGCUUUUCCAUCGCACAUGGCGUGAAAUGCAUGCAUCGCAAGAUGAACACGAAAAGGUCGCAAAUGUGGUCCAUGAACAACUAAGGCGAGCUGCGAAUCAUCGUCCUGCUAGCUUGGCCAAAUUGGAAGAAUUAUUGGAAGCGCUUCCGUAUUGGAAGAUGAAGGAAUUAUGGAAGCGGGAGCUGAUUGAGAAAGAAAAUAAUCAGCUUGGAAGUGAAGUGGUCAGUGAACUGCGGAACCUUUUGAAGCCAUCGAUUGAGCAACUGGUGCGAACAAAUAGAAAAAAUGCUCUGAAGCAGGGAUUCACUUUUCGACGUCAAGUCAAAGGAAAAACCCCACAUAAAGGGGAAGAUCAGUACUGUUUUUGGAAGUUGGAUGCAUCAGAUGUGUUAUGUUUCACGGAUACUGAUUCUGAUCCUUAUGUAGAAGGAGUUUCGCAUGUUGGAAAUGUUCGGAAAGUGGCGGUCAAGGAUAUCGCUUCCGUGGAUCGUAUCGACGAUAUGACCGGACGUAAAAGCGGAGCCCAACCGAUGCGAUGUAUUCGGGUUGUGCUUCACGAUGGAAGUACCAUAAAUGGAGCUACAUUUUCGGAUCGAAUAUUAUCUGCAUGGUUAGACGGGCUUACGGAUCUCAUUGGGAGCUCCUCGCUCAGCCAUGAUGCAAUGGCAACAGCGGAUCGUUUGCUAAACAUAGAGUUGCGUUUACGGCUGGUUGAUGUACCAAAUCCGCAACCAUCUGUGGAAGUUCCACCACUUCCCGACGACUUUUCUUGGGUGAAACCUCUCUUCGCCCAAAAUAUGACAGCAUAACUGGAAGUUUUGUUGUUAUCUUCAUUGCUCAGUGAAUAAGCACCUUCACCUAUCUAUGCAGCAGUUAUGAGCUUAUUGUCCGAAGUAUCUCUGUUGUGCUCUCAAUCGCUGAACGGCAGCAAAACCUAUCACUUUCAUGUCUCUACCAAUAAGUGUAUAAAUAUCGCCAUAAUUUGUUAUCACUGCUUUUCAAUCUUCUGCACUUGGUUGCAAAACGAUUAGAUUGUUUCGAAAUCGACUUACUUCGUUUACUUAUGUUAUGAAUCUUCUUACCAAGUCCAUAAUCUAUGUAACUUUCGCCAUCGUUGUCGCCGAUCAUUCACUCUGAUGGUACACACUGUGUCACUUUGUCAUAUGUGUCAUAUGUGCCUUGAAUUUUCGUUCGCUUGUAUAAUUCUUUCCCAUUUUGUUUUGCUGCUUGCUAUGUAAUGAUUGC
Molecule: messenger RNA, 3919 nt
Organism: Cylicocyclus nassatus
Lineage: Eukaryota; Metazoa; Nematoda; Chromadorea; Rhabditida; Strongylidae
Source: the annotation of a GenBank genome assembly